This is a messenger RNA of Tupaia belangeri chinensis (Chinese tree shrew), 932 nucleotides long. RefSeq names its product shisa like 2B (gene SHISAL2B). The transcript has 3 exons. Bases 419 to 901 code for a protein of 160 amino acids. Lineage: Eukaryota; Metazoa; Chordata; Mammalia; Scandentia; Tupaiidae. The record is from RefSeq and is a predicted model, not a curated record.
UAUUUGUCCGGAUUGCCAACGAGCCCGAGACCUCCACUUUUCCCUCGGGCAAAAUCUCUCCUGGCAAGGAGUGAAGGCGCAGAGGUCUCCAGGCAGUUGAUGGAGAGCGGGAAGGUAGAGGGGAGUAGAGGCGAGUCCGCAGAGCGCGAAGAUAGCAGAGGACGCGAGCGGGAGAAGAGGUGGAGGGCCAAGACCGGCAGAUGACAGGACCAUUCAGUAGCGAGAGCGAGAGAGCGAGAGGCGAGAGGAGCGCCCGGACACCCGGAGGACCGGGGGGAGAGGGAGCAGAGGGGGCGCGCCGAGGCUGAGCGCCCAGGCAGCCGGACCCAGGUCCUCCAGGCGAGCGCCGAGGCUGCGGGACCCGCGUGGUCCGAGGGCAGAUAGGAGCCUCGCGUGCUCCCCAAGACAGCCGCCCGCAAUGAGCGAGGCCAGCCGGCUGUGCUCCGGCUACUACAGCCUCAACCACAGCUUCGUGGAGCCCUUCCAGUGCCCCCGCCGCGGCGAGGGCGCCGCGCUCCUCUACUGCUGUGGCUUCGCCGACCUCAAGUACUGCUGCAGCGAGCCGGGCAGCUACUUCCCCUACAAGCACAGCUACAUGUGGAGCCUCAGCAUCGGGGCCCUGAUCGGAUUGGGAAUUGCUGCCCUUGUUUUACUUGCUUUUGUCAUCAGCGUCUGUGUCCUUUGCUAUUUAUUUCUGUAUACAAAGCCGCAAAGAUUCGACACUGGCCUUAAACUUCAACACCUAGAGACUUCUUCCAUGCCAGAAGGCAACUCGAAUAGAGAAACCAAAGCCCUCAAUUCAAGUGCAGCAUCAAACUCAUCCAAUGAAACAUCCUAUGAAGCUGAUGAUAUAAUUCAAGAAAAAACAAUGGACACAACACAAAUCAACAUUCCUUAUUAAUGAAAAAUCCUGUACUUUAAAAGCUCACUGG